Molecule: messenger RNA, 1939 nt
Organism: Myotis davidii
Lineage: Eukaryota; Metazoa; Chordata; Mammalia; Chiroptera; Vespertilionidae
Gene: FOXRED1
Product: FAD-dependent oxidoreductase domain containing 1
Exons: 10
Coding region: 63-1505 (480 amino acids)
Cellular component (GO): cytoplasm
Molecular function (GO): oxidoreductase activity
Source: RefSeq, a predicted model, not a curated record
UGACGUCUUGGGGGCGGUGCCAGGUUUAAGGGUCGCGCUCAGUGGCCGCGCUCGCCAGGACCAUGUUUCGAGGGGCGCUAUGGCUCUUGGCAGGUCGAGGCUGUGUGGGCCGGGGGCUAAGCACACGCAGUGGAGGCUCGACUCCGGACUGGACUGAAAAGGUGUCUGAAAUUAAGAAGAAGAUCCAGUCAGCUCUUCCUGGAGGGUCCUGGGAUCCACUGUAUGACACCAGCCACCUGCCCCCUGAACACUCGGAUGUCGUGAUUGUGGGGGGCGGGGUGCUUGGCCUGUCCGUGGCCUAUUGGCUGAAGAGGUUGGAGAAGCCCCGAGGUGCCAUCAAGGUGCUGGUGGUGGAUCGGGACCACACGUAUUCCCAGGCCUCGACCGGGCUUUCCGUGGGCGGGAUCCGCCAGCAGUUCUCGCUGCCUGAGAACAUCCAGCUCUCCCUCUUCUCAGUGGACUUUCUACGGAACAUCAAUGUACGUGCAGUCAAAUUCCCGCUUGUGGAGCUGGGUCUGCACUGCUCCCUCUACACGCUCAUCCUCACUAACAUACACACAGGCACACGUGUUUCUCUCAGGCAGGAAGGAGCCAAAGUGUGUCUGAUGUCCCCGGAGCAGCUGCAGAACAAGUUUCCCUGGAUUAACACGGACGGAGUGGCCUUGGCGUCUUAUGGGUUGGAGGGUGAAGGUUGGUUUGACCCCUGGUGUCUGCUCCAGGGGCUUCGGCGAAAGGUCCAGUCCCUGGGGGUCCUUUUCUGCCAGGGAGAGGUGACACGUUUCAGCACGUCAUCUAGCCGCAUGCAGACCAGCAGUGGGAAUGAGGUGACCAUGAAGAGGAUCCAUGAAGUCCAUGUGAAGAUGGACCACAGCCUGGAAUACCAGCCUGUGGAAUGUGCCCUCGUGAUCAAUGCCGCCGGGGCCUGGUCUGGGCAAGUAGCAGAGCUGGCUGGUAUUGGGAAGGGCCCACCUGGCACCCUGGAGGGCACCAGGCUACCUGUGGAGCCAAGGAAAAGGUAUGUGUACUUCUGGCACUGCCCCGAGGGACCAGGCCUGGAGACUCCGUUCAUGGCAGACACCAGCGGAGCCUAUUUCCGCCGGGAAGGAUUAGGCCACAACUACGUGGGUGGCUGCAGCCCCACUGAGGAGGAGGAACCGGACCCGGGGAACCUGGAAGUGGACCACGAUUUCUUCCAGGACAAGGUGUGGCCCCAUUUGGCCCACAGAGUACCAGCUUUUCAGAGCCUGAAGGUUCGGAGCGCUUGGGCCGGCUAUUACGACUACAACACCUUUGACCAGAACGGCGUGGUGGGCCCCCACCCCCUGGUCGUCAACAUGUACUUUGCCACAGGCUUCAGUGGCCAUGGGCUCCAGCAGGCCCCCGCCGUGGGCCGAGCUGUGGCCGAGAUGGUGCUAAAGGGCCAGUUCCAGACCAUCGACCUGAGCUCCCUCCUCUUCAGCCGCUUUUACUUGGGAGAAAAGGUGGAAGAGCGCAACAUCAUCUGAGCCUGUCAGCUCUUCGCUGGCCCCACUUCCCCGUCUGUCAGCCCUGGCCAAAUCCUGGCCCAUGUUCAUGUCCUCCUCCCCAAAAUCAUGCCAGGAGCUCCUCCAUCCUCCUCUCACUCAGGUGAUUCUGUCCCCAUGUGGCUGGGCAGGUGGGCAGGCGGCAGGCUCUGAGGUUCUGCGCCUGAGGCCCAGGCUGAGAGGAUGAGGGAGCAGGACCCUGGGGCUGAUCCCUGGCCCAGGCUGAUGCUGCCCACCAAGGCGAUCCAGCUGGACAGCACGCCUCAGUGGUCCUGAGCACCAGGCCCAGGGCUGGCUCCCUCCUGGCACCAACCAGAAAGGUCACCGCUGCCCCUCUUCGCAGAGCCCAGGCAGGGAGUAUUCCGGUGCAGCUGGCCCCAAUUUAUUAUCAAUCAAUAAAUGUGGUGAACUCCUUC